This is a messenger RNA of Eruca vesicaria subsp. sativa (arugula), 604 nucleotides long. Lineage: Eukaryota; Viridiplantae; Streptophyta; Magnoliopsida; Brassicales; Brassicaceae. The record is from the annotation of a GenBank genome assembly.
AAUUUGUAUACAAUGGCAGAGACAAAUAAAGGAAAAAGUGAAGAAGAAGUUGCAAGGGCAUUUGUGAAUCACUAUUACCAUCUCUUUGACAAUGAUCGAUCUUCACUUUCCACUCUCUACAAUCCCACCUCGUUGCUUGCUUUUGAAGGCCAAAAGAUCUACGGCGUGGAAGAUAUCUCCAAUAAGCUCAAACAACUUCCGUUCGGUCAAUGUCGUCAUAUGAUCAGCACCAUUGAUUCUCAGCCGUCUUCAAUGGCUGGUGGCUGUGGCGGAAUCCUUGUUUUCGUGAGUGGUAGCCUCCAUUUACACGGCGAGGAUCAUCCUCUUAGGUUUAGCCAGACUUUUCACUUGGUCCCUCUUCUACAAGAAAGUUUCUUCGUCCAAAACGAGAUGUUUCGGCUCAACUAUGGUUGAAGUUAUAUUAACUUCCAUGUUUGGAAAUGAAAUCCGACCCCCUAAUAAUAUAGUCAAUAAUUCAAAGAAAAUCAAUCUUUCAUAUCGAGUUUAUAAAAAUAAAUUGAUAUCUUGCUCUGUUUUAUGUUCAUAUAUGUGAGCAAAGUUUCAAAUUGAUUUAUAUUAUAAGAUGAAGAAUCGAACAUUUUUU